GCUGCCCGGGAGCUCAGCCUGGGACUCGGAUUUUUAAGCAAAUAACCAAGCUGGGAGCAGUGGGAGAACUGGCUGAUCUACUGACGUACGAUGAGCAUCUUGCCAUGUUCCUGGUGCAGCUCACAGGCUUAAACCACCUGCCCUUUGGUCCUGCCAGCACUGCCGAGUCCCUGCAGCUGGGCAGCGCUGCUGGCCCCCAGGUGUCGGAGAGCCCGGCCGAGGAUGGCAGUGAUCCGGGAAAGAGGAAGAGAGCAAUUCCUCCAGAUGGUGGCAGAAAUCUGAGCCUGGACUCCAUUCCGAUGGGAUUGCCAAUGUCCGACCCGACCGCCUGGGCCACCGCCAUGAACAACCUGGGGAUGGCUCCCAUGGGCAUGACAGGACAGCCCCUCCUGCCUGACUUUGAUCCUGCUCUUGGGAUGAUGACUGGAAUCCCUCCGAUCAACCCCAUGAUGCCAGGCUUGGGGAUCGUCCCACCCCCCAUCCCUCCAGACAUGCCUGCUGUGAAGGAGAUCAUCCACUGCAAGAGCUGCACUCUCUUCCCUCCUAACCCACAUCUUCCCCCUCCAGCCACGAGGGAGAGGCCCCCGGGGUGCAAGACGGUGUUUGUUGGAGGGCUGCCGGAAAACGGGACGGAGCAGAUCAUCAUGGAGGUGUUUGAGCAGUGCGGGGAGGUCAUCGCUAUCCGCAAGAGCAAGAAGAACUUCUGCCACAUCCGCUUUGCUGAGGAGUUCAUGGUGGACAAGGCACUUUACCUGUCUGGCUACCGCAUCCGGCUGGGCUCCAGCACGGACAAGAAGGACACGGGGCGCCUGCACGUGGAUUUUGCGCAGGCCAGGGACGACCUGUACGAGUGGGAGUGCAAGCAGCGGAUGCUGGCGCGCGAGGAGCGCCAUCGGCGGCGGCUGGCGGAGGAGCGAUUCCGCCCGCCCUCCCCGCCGCCCGUCGUCCACUACUCUGACCACGAGUGCAGCGUGGUGGCCGAGAAGCUGAAAGAUGACACAAAGUUUUCAGAAGCCAUCCAGACCUUGCUGACCUGGAUAGAGCGUGGGGAAGUGAACAGGAGAACCGCCAACAACUUCUACUCCAUGAUCCAGUCGGCCAACAGCCACAUCCGCCGGCUCGUCAACGAGAAAGCGGCUCACGAGAAGGAGAUGGAAGAAGCGAAAGAGAAGUUCAAGCUGGCUCUCUCAGGGAUCCUGGUGCAGUUCGAGCAGAUAGUGGCCGUGUACCAUUCUGCCUCCAAACAAAAGGCUUGGGACCAUUUCACGAAAGCUCAGCGUAAGAACAUCAGCGUGUGGUGCAAACAAGCAGAGGAAAUCCGUAACAUCCAUAACGAUGAGCUGAUGGGUAUCCGGAGAGAGGAGGAGAUGGAAAUGUCUGAUGAAGAGAUAGAAGAUCCAUCAGAGAUGAAAGAAACAGAAGAAUCAGCGCUGGUGUCGCAGGUGGAGGCGCUGAAGGAGGAGAACGACAGCCUGCGCUGGCAGCUGGACGCCUAUCGCAACGAGGUGGAGCUGCUCAAGCAGGAGCAGGGCAAAGCCUCCCGGGACGAGGACACCACCAAGGAGCAGCAGAUGAAGCUCCUCCAGCAGGCCCUGCAGGGCAUGCAGAAGCAUCUUUUGAAAGUCCAAGAGGAGUACAAAAAGAGAGAAGCAGAGUUAGAAAAAGUGAAAGAAGACAAAUUAAAAGUAGAAACGUUACUAGAAAACCUGAAGGAGCAGCAGAGCAUGGCAGAUGAAGAGGACAAGGAGGGAGAUGCAGCUGAUUGUCAAGGGAAUGAGAGCAGCACAUCCAGAGUUUGUGCCUGCAGCCAGGAGAAGGAAUGUCCAGUGGAGAAGACGUUGAGCAACAGUCCUGUGAAAUCUGAACGAGAAGUUCUCUUAGUUGGAAUAAUUUCCACGUUUCUCCACGUGCAUCCCUUUGGAGCCAGCAUUGAGUACAUCUGCUCCUACCUGCAGCGUCUGGACAGCAAGGUGGGCGUGGGGGUUGGACAGGGAGGACUGCAGGAAUCUGUUCCCUGCAGGAAUCUGCUGGGCAGGGUGAACUUUCUUGGAAUCACACGAUGGUUUGGGUGGGAAGGGAUCUUAAAGCCCAUGUCGUUCCACCCCCUGCCAUGGGCAGGGACACCUUCUACUAGACCAGGUUGCCCAAAGCAGCUCAGCUUUGGGGUUCACCACCAACCCCAAGUGCAACAUCCACAUGGCUUUAAAAUCCUUCCAGGGAUGGGGACUGCACCACUGCCUUGGGCAGGGAAAAAUCUCCGUAUCUUUGUAUUUUUGUUUAUUCUGUUGAAGUUUGCUGCCUUUGGGCAGUUUCCCUUUAUUUUCCUUGUCCUUAUGACCUCCAAGGAGAGGAGCAAACAACCAUCUUGUAUAUCAAACGUCUCACACCCUGUUU
Molecule: messenger RNA, 2394 nt
Organism: Empidonax traillii (willow flycatcher)
Lineage: Eukaryota; Metazoa; Chordata; Aves; Passeriformes; Tyrannidae
Gene: ENOX2
Product: ecto-NOX disulfide-thiol exchanger 2
Exons: 14
Biological process (GO): ultradian rhythm
Cellular component (GO): external side of plasma membrane; plasma membrane
Molecular function (GO): protein-disulfide reductase activity; RNA binding
Source: RefSeq, a predicted model, not a curated record